AAUCUCUAACGAUUUUCAACUUUAACAUUGACCUCCAAAGAGUGGCCUGCAACUCAUCCCCAAUCUCUCUCAUAGAUAGACUGCGUCCAUCCCAUCGGAGUAGAAAUCAUGUGGGGAUCCAGCACGAUCAGCUUAGCCUCUGACAACCCCUCUCCACCAAACCCUAAAUUCCUUCCGAUUUCCUUGUAAUCCUUCAUUUUUCUUGGCUACUAGUUUCAACCACUGAUAGAUGGUAAACCUUUCCAAUUGUCUCUGGAUGAGCUAUACCGGAAGAUUUCUAUGGUCGUCUGGGGCCUGGACACGUGAUCAUGCGCUUGCGUAUUUGCUCGACUCGUGUUUUUACAUGGUUGUUUGGUAGAUAUUUAUAUCAUUUAAGUUUUAUGUGGUUGGUUUCGUCCAAGGACUUGCUGUGGAAUCCCGGACGGAUGUGUUGGUCGAUGGCGUGCCCGUAAUUGGUGGUAAAAUACGUCCCCGUUACUUAAUUCAUCUCCUCGGUUGGUUUGAACCAGAACUUGCUUCUUACAUGGCAAAAAGCGCCAAAAAUCGCCGCAGACUUCUAUCACGCAAGUUCCGAUCAACUCCCUAUCCCACUUCGUCCUCAUACUUCUCCAAUUCUUGCGAACCAUGUAACCUGAAAAGACCCAUAGUCUCAGAAACCAAGGACUGGGAGGAAUCCACCUGUUCCGUCUGCAUGGAAUUCCCACAUAAUGCCAUUCUCCUGCUAUGCUCUUCCCACGACAACGGCUGCCGUCCUUACAUGUGCGGAACCAGCCAUCGCCACUCCAACUGCCUGGAACGAUUCAAGAAGGCUUCAACAAAACUUAGAUGCACUAAUUAUGAUUCCAUGGGGGACAACACAAUCAGCCUUUUCGAGCUUUCAUGCCCUUUAUGUCGAGGGCAGGUGAAAGGAUGGACCGUCGUCGAAUCCGCUCGCAGGUAUCUGAACGAUAAGACGAGAAGCUGCAUCCAGGACGAUUGUUCUUUUGUUGGGACAUAUAAGGAGCUCAAGAAGCAUGUGAAGUCUGAUCACCCGUGUGCGAAGCCUCGAGAAAUCGACCCUGAGAUGGAGGAGAAAUGGAGGGCGCUCCAACUUGAGAGCGAACGGCAGGAUGUUAUAAGCACGAUAAUGUCGUCAGUGCCGAGAUCGGUGGUGUUUGGUGACUAUGUUAUUGAGAUGGCUAAUAGUGCAGGCGAGGAUGAGGUCGGCGAUGAAGAUCGCUUCCGGCUUAAUAGGAAUAUAUUCUCGGUCUUGCGGGAAGGGGCUCGUCUUGUGAGGCUUCAGUGGGAUAAUGCCAUGCAAGGGAUUGGUGGAUUUGAUGCUCCGGUGAAUGGCAUCGGUGGUGUCUCGGAUGUGGUUACGGCCGGCGGUCAAUGGAGAGGUGUGGAUGUCUCGAGGGCCGAGAGGCGAAAUAGGAGGCGGAGGAGGAGUCGGGGCCCAUCUCGGUUGGAUGCAAGCUGAAGAACGUCAAGACGUUCGCAUGUCUGGACACCGAUCGCCAUGUCGCCCGUCUUCAAGGUGUAUGACAACUUAAUAUUUUUCUCUAUGGGGAUCUGCAGAAGUUUAAAUAGGAAAUGAUUUGAAUGGCAGGUAUUUGUGGUUUAUGAUCGAUUCUGUUUGGAUCAAGUUGCUGGUGCACAUGGUAGAGUGGGGCAUGGUUGAUGAUUCUUUGUUUAGAUGUAGUUCUUUUGUAACUAAUGUAUAUACAUUGAUUUGGAAAUUUAACAUUUGGCUUAACAUAAA
Messenger RNA from Phalaenopsis equestris, 1741 nucleotides. RefSeq lists its product as uncharacterized. Lineage: Eukaryota; Viridiplantae; Streptophyta; Magnoliopsida; Asparagales; Orchidaceae. The record is from RefSeq and is a predicted model, not a curated record. The transcript has 3 exons. The coding region runs from base 524 to 1459 and encodes 311 amino acids.